Messenger RNA from Rana temporaria (common frog), 1189 nucleotides. It is a transcript of the gene RSPH9, whose product is annotated as radial spoke head component 9. The transcript has 5 exons. Gene Ontology annotation, cellular component: axoneme; radial spoke. The record is from RefSeq and is a predicted model, not a curated record. Gene Ontology annotation, biological process: motile cilium assembly; axoneme assembly; cilium movement involved in cell motility. The coding region runs from base 69 to 905 and encodes 278 amino acids. Lineage: Eukaryota; Metazoa; Chordata; Amphibia; Anura; Ranidae.
GGUGACGUCACUUCCUGGAGACGGGACGCGUCGCUAUAGAGACAGAGCGGAGACGGGAUUUGGGAGAGAUGGAGGCGGACGGGCUUUUGCUGGGGAUGGAGAUGGUGUCCGGCUCCGGUGUGGGGCUGAGCCCGGAACAGAGCGCCGCCCUGCGGACAUCACUGCUUCUCCUCCGCAGGAACAUGAAGCUGUCCGGGGUUCUGUUCUGGGGGAAGAUCCUCGGAGUCCGGGGGGACUAUUAUAUCUGCCGGGGGAUCGAGGAGGAGGGAGAGGAGCUCCGGGGGAGGAAGACCUUCUACAGCCUGAACUGUAUGGACUGGUGUCUCCUGCCGCCACCCACCGAGGCCAUCAUCGCUGAGGGGCAGGUGAUCAAAGGUCGAUUCAUGGGAGACCCAUCUCAUGAAUAUGAGCACACAGUGCACAAGAAAGUGGGCGAAGGGGGCACGGCCUAUGAAGAGGAAGUGACGAGUCACAUCAAAGAGGAAACACGUCUGGUGACCAUCAUCGCCAUGAUUGACAAGGAGGCAACCGUGGUACCGCGAGGGGCCUUUAUCAAGGAUCCACUUGGAGCCGUCAAAAAGAAUCCAUGUUUCCGAGGUCUUACAGUAAGUGAAGCCAAGAAGCUGAGUUCAUUCUUCCACUUCACCCCAACUGUGAACCCCAAGAAACGGUCACUGUUGGAAAUGGCUGAUCUGGAUCCUUCAAUAGACUUCCUGGACACCUUGGAACACGAUAUCCCCAGAGGGUGCUGGAGUCUGCAGUUCGAGCAGGGCAACGGUGUGGUCAUCCUUCGCAGCCUCCUUUGGAUCGGACUGACUUUUUAUCACGUUCCACUCGCCGCACAAUACGGUCAUGUCUACAUUGGGACUGGGGAGAGGAACAACGACUUACCCUUCAUGAUCUGAGUACACAGGACCUCAGCACAGCAUUAUCCAAGGUCUCUGGAACUACAGUUGUGCUCAAAAGUUUCCCCCCUCUUGGAGAAUUGAUAAUAUACAGAAUGUAUCAUUUUUAAUGAAAAUAGGUUUUAUAUUUUGUAACCAUAGGUAAUAAUAGAAUGGCACAAUCAUAAAACAAGAGUAAGCACAUUCUGUGCGAAACACGUUAACUGUCUUCUGAUUUGGAACUGUGAUGUUUGUACAUUUUAUGCAUUGAUGACCUCAAUAAACGUCAUUAAUCCUUCACCUUG